Molecule: messenger RNA, 1611 nt
Organism: Lycium ferocissimum
Lineage: Eukaryota; Viridiplantae; Streptophyta; Magnoliopsida; Solanales; Solanaceae
Exons: 8
Coding region: 1-1068 (355 amino acids)
Biological process (GO): proteolysis
Molecular function (GO): ATP binding; ATP-dependent peptidase activity; metalloendopeptidase activity
Source: RefSeq, a predicted model, not a curated record
AUGACGUCAAUUGGUUUUUGUACUCUGCACCACCGAAAUCCUUUUGAAUUGUAUCAGAGAAGAAGAGAGAGCUCAAAAAUUAGGGGUUUAAGGAGGGAGUGGCAAGAAUACGAGGAAGCAGUUAAGGAUAAAGACCUGUCUCGAGCUCUCCGCUUCCUCAGGGACAUCCCCAUUUCACCUUCGGUUGAGUUGGAAAGAGACUGGCAGGUUUUGGAUACAUGCUUGAAUGCCGAUGAUAUGAGGCUUGUUGCCGCUGCUUAUGCUUUCCUCAACGACAAACGCCUCUUGCCCAAUUUCGGCAAAUACCGCACUAUUGUUCUGGAAGGGCCGCGUGAUGUCACGCCAACCGUCUUAAAGUCUUCAACUGGUUUAGAUGUGACCAAACUUUCGCCAAAGAAGUGGGGCCUUUCUGGAACGUCUAGCUUUCUUUUGGCUACAUUGUUUGCUGGAGUCUCAUUUCUGCUGAAUCAAGGAAUAGAUAUUAGGCCUAACAUUGCUGCAGUCUUGGGGCUUGCCAUGGUAGAUGCUAUAUUUCUUGGUGGUUCCUGCUUAGCACAAAUCUCCAGCUUCUGGCCUCCCUAUAAGCGUCGAAUUUGUGUUCACGAAGCAGGCCAUCUCCUUGUUGCAUACCUGAUGGGUUGUCCUAUUCGUGGUGUAAUUUUAGACCCAAUUAUCGCAAUGCAGAUGGGCAUUCAAGGACAGGCAGGAACACAGUUUUGGGAUGAAAAAAUGGAAAAUGAGCUUGCUGAAGGCCGGUUAAGUGGUUCUGCAUUUGACAGGUACUGCAUGGUUCUAUUUGCUGGGAUUGCAGCUGAAGCUCUUAUAUAUGGAGAGGCCGAAGGUGGAGAAAAUGAUGAAAAUCUCUUCCGAAGCAUCAGUAUUCUUCUAGAACCCCCACUCUCUGUGGCACAGAUGUCAAAUCAAGCAAGGUGGUCGGUUCUGCAAUCUUAUAAUCUUCUGAAAUGGCACAAACAAGCACAUCGAGCUGCAGUAAAAGCUAUUGAGAGUGGAUGCAGUCUGAGUAUGGUCAUUAAAAAAAUUGAGGAGGCCAUGUCUAUGAAAAAAUGAAGCUUCGAAAGCAGAAUGAUAGAUACAUACUGUCGUGCUAGAAGAGGGUGUGCUGAGGCAUUUAGCUGCAAGGACUGCAACUGUAAGGACUAAGGAGCACAAAAGAUUCCUUGUGUUCUCAUUUUGUGUUUAACUUGUGCAAGCAUAUAUACUGUGUUAUGAAAUGCCUCGACUGGAGUUAGCAGAAAAGGUUCGAAGGUUCUUGGGCCCGUGGAUAAGUCUGAGUUUGCAGGGUAAUGGUUCCUCAAAAGGAACAUGCUAUUUUUCUCUUACUUUAAAGUGAGCAGCUUUUUGCUGUAAGCUAAGGAGCAGAAUCUUAAAGUUAGGGGAAACAGAGAGAAUCCUGCAUCUAGCAUCAUAUGAUAAAGAUGUUCUAUGGAGAUAUUUAGCUUAUUUUUCUUGCAAGGGCGAGAAUAUUGUGUAACAAAAGGGGUAUGGUGAAAAUAUAGUUCUAUUGUAAUUUUGAUUUGUACAGUGUAAACUGUAAAGCUCACUCAAUAUUUUAAGCAGAAGCAGUCAAGCAAGGACCUCUUUGAACUCGUA